This is a messenger RNA of Medicago truncatula (barrel medic), 723 nucleotides long. RefSeq names its product disease resistance protein RPV1. The record is from RefSeq and is a predicted model, not a curated record. The annotation marks the transcript as partial. Lineage: Eukaryota; Viridiplantae; Streptophyta; Magnoliopsida; Fabales; Fabaceae. The transcript is spliced from 2 exons. Gene Ontology annotation, biological process: signal transduction.
AACCAAAUCAUACCAAUGGCUUCUUCUUCCUCCUCAUCCAAUCCUCGAUGGAUACACGACGUGUUCAUCAAUUUCAGAGGCCAAGACACACGCAAGAACAUCGUAUCACAUCUCUACGCUGCUCUUUCAAACGCCGGAAUUAACACUUUUCUCGACAACGAGAAGCUUAGAAAGGGAAGAGAGCUAGGACCACAACUAUUAAAAGCAGUAGAAGUUUCUCAAAUAGCUAUCGUUGUUUUCUCCAAAAGCUACACCGAAUCUAGUUGGUGUCUUGAUGAAUUAGUACAAAUUGUGGAGUGUCAGAAAUCUUUUGGUCAGGUAAUUUUGCCGGUAUUUUAUAACGUUGACCCAUCAGUUGUUCGUAAUCAGAAAGGUGCUUUUGGUAAAGCUUUGCGAUCAACUGCAAAAAGGAGAAUUUCAGCAUUACCAGAAUUUAAGCUAAGGAAGGAACAUGUGGUGUCCGGGUGGAGGAAUGCACUUACCCUAGCUGCAAAUUUAUCUGGUUGGGAUGUCAACAAUUGCAGGAAUGAAGGUGAACUAGUAAAGCAAAUUGUCGGUGACGUUUUCACAAAACUAGACAGUUCAUUUCUGUCUAUUUCCGAGUUCCCAGUUGGGUUGGAACCUCGUGUGCAAAAAGUGGCCGAGUUUAUUGAAAAACAUUCAAGCAAUGUUUGUAUGAUAGGGAUCUAGGGAAUGGGUGGAUCUGGUAAAACAACCACAGCC